Ipomoea triloba (trilobed morning glory) is the source of this 702-nucleotide messenger RNA. RefSeq lists its product as uncharacterized. The record is from RefSeq and is a predicted model, not a curated record. Lineage: Eukaryota; Viridiplantae; Streptophyta; Magnoliopsida; Solanales; Convolvulaceae. Bases 1 to 702 code for a protein of 233 amino acids. The transcript has a single exon.
AUGUUGAUGUUGGGAGUAAGCGAUGCAGUCAUUUGUAGAGCUUUCUUCGCUACCUUAGUCGGUAAGGCGGCCGAAUGGUUCAAGGGUUUGGAGCAGGGGUCGAUCAGAAAUUUUGGUCAGUUGGCCGAUAAGUUUGUAAAGCGUUUCGCUGCAAGUAAAUCGAGAAAGAAAUCUUACACUUGCCUGAACAAGGUAAACCAAGCUGUGGGAGAACCGUUGUCUACUUUCCUAUUCAGAUGGGAACGUGAGGUUGAUGAGGUUGAACCGAUGGAGGACCGGGUGGCAAUCCAAGCUUUCCUUGCAUCACUUUGUUCCGGGACGCUCUACUACGACCUCAUAGUUAAUCCCCCCCGAACUUAUGAGGAUGCCAUCACCAGAGCCAAGCAUCAUGCAGAUGCCACCGAAGCUAACAUGGCAAAGAGACGCGAUGAGCAGCCGGUCAAUCGGGACAGAGGCCACGAUCAAAGGAAAAAUAAACCACCGUUCAGACACGUCAAACAAUACAAUCGACCAGAAGAUGUACCACGUUUCACUCCGUUGAACAGACCCCUGGUGGAAGUCUUGCAGUUUGCCGAGCAAUGCAAUUUGAUCCACCCACCGGAGCCGAUACCCGAGGGGGAGGACAAGAGAAAGUAUUGUGCUUUCCACAGAGUCAAGGGACACAAUACUUCGGAGUGCAUGGCCUUGCGCAUGCUCAUUUAA